UUCACCUUCUCUUCACAUCCCAAACCCCUCUUGAAAAACAAAAAAAACCCUUUUCUCUUUCUCUUAGAAAAUUAACAUAGGAAAAAUCAAUGGGUCUGAAGGGCACCAUUAGUAUUUUUUGUUUGUUACUGGUUCUGAAACUAGCUGAUGCAAGAAUUCCUGGGGUUUACUCUGGUGGAAGUUGGGAGAGUGCUCAUGCUACUUUCUACGGUGGCAGUGAUGCUUCUGGGACAAUGGGUGGAGCUUGUGGUUAUGGAAAUCUGUAUAGCCAAGGAUAUGGUGUAAACACUGCAGCGUUAAGCACAGCUCUAUUCAACAAUGGGCUUAGUUGCGGUGCCUGUUUCGAAAUCAAGUGCGCUAAUGAGCCACAAUGGUGUCAUUCCGGUAGCCCAUCGAUCUUUAUCACCGCCACAAAUUUUUGCCCUCCUAAUUAUGCUUUGCCUAGCGACAAUGGCGGAUGGUGCAAUCCUCCUCGUCCUCAUUUCGAUCUUGCCAUGCCUAUGUUUCUUAAGAUCGCUGAGUACCGUGCCGGAAUUGUCCCUGUCUCUUAUCGCCGGGUGCCUUGUAGAAAGCAAGGAGGAAUCAGGUUCACAAUCAACGGCUUCCGUUACUUCAACUUGGUUUUGAUCACCAACGUAGCAGGUGCAGGAGAUAUCGUGAAGGCGAGCGUUAAGGGUUCAAAGACAGGGUGGAUGAGCUUGAGCCGUAACUGGGGUCAAAACUGGCAGUCAAAUGCUAUUUUGGUUGGUCAGUCACUCUCCUUCAGGGUCACAGGCAGCGACAGGCGCACUUCCACCUCCUGGAAUAUUGUUCCUGCAAAUUGGCAAUUUGGUCAAACUUUCACUGGAAAGAAUUUCAGGGUCUAAUUUUUCUUUUUUAUUUCAAAAUUUUCCCGCUUGGAAUUCUUUUCAACCUUUUUUUUUUUUGUUUUUGCGGUAAAAGUUGAAAUAGGAGAGUGUGUUUGGCCUUCUUUUUAAAAGAGGCCGGUGGGGAUGGGUGUGUUUUUUAUUUUCCUGUUUUUUUGAGGGUAAAAGGUGAAAAAGUGAGAAAAUGGAGGGAGAAGCUGAAGAGGCAGCAAACUUAAAAUGUAGCCCGCAGCUUUUGUUUACCAUAUAAUUUAAAUAUAUAUAAAAAAGGAUAUUUAGUUGUCUGAA
Jatropha curcas is the source of this 1154-nucleotide messenger RNA. It is a transcript of the gene EXPA16, whose product is annotated as expansin A16. Lineage: Eukaryota; Viridiplantae; Streptophyta; Magnoliopsida; Malpighiales; Euphorbiaceae. The record is from RefSeq and is a predicted model, not a curated record. Gene Ontology annotation, biological process: plant-type cell wall organization. Gene Ontology annotation, cellular component: extracellular region.